AACUUGCCAUGACUAGGCCUAUAUAUGUAAUUUUUUAGGUCAUUUUUAUAAUCCAGUUUGGGCUUUUGUUGAAAAGCUGUUUGCUCGUACUAAGCAUGUUUUGUAUUUUGACUCAUUGGACAAGAUAGUACUAGUACAAGGCUGGUACAACCGCACCGAGGCUAGUCGUUUAUCUGGCCAUCAUGUUUCAGACAUAUGUCUGCUUAGUCAUAGAUGUACAAGUAAUAACCAACGGAGAAAUACCGUAUCAUAGUUUGCGUGGUUGAGGUGCGAUAAUGCCUUUCAUCGAGGGCAUCGGAGAUGAAGUCACAGUAUUGGCAUCAGUUCUCAUUCUUGCAACCACUCUUCUGGUCGCCUGGCUCUCAACGUCUGUCUCAGACAGGCCUGGAUUGCGGACUGUCCUCGGAAGCAGAUUCAGCAGUGCCAGAGAGGAGGAGCACUCUAGAGAGGCAGAGGCCAGAAUCGAGGAAGUCGAUGUGCUCAGUAACCAGCGGACUGAUGGCACAGAAAAUACAAGGUUAGAGCGUGACAGCUCACCAACAACGGACACAGUUGAAGAUGCUUCACAGAGUUCAAGACAACCAGCAGAGAGCACUGAAACUGAAGCUCUGUCCAGUGAAUUUAGGACAGGUCUUGAGGAAAUUGACUCUGAAAGAACUAAACAAAGUUCGCUAAGUCAAGAAGAUGCCACGGUCACGGAAACUUCACCUGCAAGUGUUGUCAGAAACAGGCUAACUGGGGAAACGUGCACGUAUCCCACAUCCUCAGAAAACACUGACAGCCGACGUAUUCCCACCAGUACUACUAGUCCUGCACAGAAGGAUGGCAACCAAUCAGGAGAUGCAACACAGACUAUCACCGAUGAGGGUGCCCAAUCAGAUCCAUUGUUAGAGCAGAGCCCCAGAAAUAGGCCAGAUGCUGACCAAUCAGGGGAACAGUCACAAAUUGAUGGUCAGGGGCAAGCUGCAGAGGGCACCAUCUGCAUCCGUAUAAAGUAUUUGACAGACCAAGAGAGGGUAGUUUAUGGAGAUCCUGCUGAGACUCUUGGUAGAUUCAGGCAGCGGGCAUUCUCUGAAGAGAUCAGCUCUGGACAGACGGUGCGACUCAUCUUCAAUGGCCAGCUCCUUCAAGAUGACGAUUCCACCCUGGCAGCCCUCAACCUGUCCCAGAACUGCGUCAUCCACUGUCUCCUCUCUCAAAGCACGAUGUUGUCCAGUGCCCGGCUGGACGUUCAGGACGGGGACGUAGAUCUGGGACGCUACAUGAUUCCGCUCUUCACCUGCAUCCUGGGUUUCGUCUGGUACCUGCGCUGGCAGUACAGAUACAUGUUCAACGCCACGUCCACUCUGUCCCUGGUGGGAGUCACCACACUGUUUGUUUUAGCUGUUCUUGCCAGUUGGCGAGGUUGAGUAGGCCAUAUUCGAGACAGAGGGUGUUGUUUGUAAAGAACACAAGUGUACAGCAGUUUUAACAUGUAUUUAUUUGAUUGAAAAUGUACACUAACCCAUUCAAAUGGGCAGUAAGUGGCCCCUACUUUUCGACGGGGGAAUGGCCCCUCUCCCCAUUUUACAGACUUGUCCUAUAAUGGGAUGGGGCUUAAUAGAUGGUCUCACAAUCCCCCCCCCACUAAGAAAGUUAUUCCACGGCUGUUGGCCAUGGCCCCCCAAAAAGAGGCAUAUGUUUUUUGGGGGGUGAAGUAGCACGUUUUUCCACUUUCUUCUCAGAUUAGUUUUAAAUUAUUUAAAGAAAUUUUCACCCCCCCCCCAAAAAAAAACUGUGCCCUCAAAAAUUGGGCUCUGAACAGAAGCAUGACAGUGCAACCAAAAGGAGAACGGUUUUGCAUGCUUUUCCAAAAGAUAGGUGCAUCCUUAUAAUGUGCGUUGUUCUUGUGGGCUGUGGGCGGAGCAACAAUGAAUGAAUCUAUUUCCAUGCGACAAACGGGGGUCUGGUAAGAUUUGAAGGUUUGCACUGUGAAGAUAGCAAUAGUGACGUGAUUUGCGGAGACACCACGUGAUCUGUCUCUUCCGUGAGCAGUUGUGGUUCUGAUAUAUGGGUCUAAGUUCACGUUACACCUUCAGAGUUCCACUGGGCAGUGGUCGUUUAAUUUCGGAACAACUCCUUUCAUUUCUGGUGCAGUAAACACCAUUCACAUUGAGACCGCAGCUGUACACAAGUGUGAUCACAGUCACAUGCAGUCUUACAUCAUCUGCACAAUGUGAAGUCGAAAUGGUGUGUCCUUGAGAUUUUUCCCUUUCCUGCAAUUCACAACUCAACCUUGGCAAGGGAAAGUGACAUUCAGAGUGUGCCAUAAGGAUGUUCACAUGGCAUGUGAAACCUACUCUGCUGCUGAACCAACCAUAUCAGAAAUGGUUCCGGUAUUUCUGGGUAAAGUGUUUGGCUGUGUGCUGUGGCAGUGUGCAACACAGAUUUCAUAGUACUAGGAAUAAGGGUUGUAUAAAGAGAGAGUAGCACCAGUUUCAAAUUUUGGAAACAAAAUGGCUGUUCAUCAUUAUGUGCAGUAGAGCAUGCAGCUAUUGUAUAUCAACUGUCCGUGUGCACUGGUGCACAUGCAUACAUGACAUGUACAUGUACCUGCCAGCUUGUUUCCCACGAUGGUGACACUCAUGUCGCAGCUCUCUCUAUACAUGGCUCUGGUAGUGGCCACCCACAUGGGGCACCUACAUGUACAUAUUAUUACCAAGUGACUAGUGCACUGCAGGCUUCUUGGGCUUUCUACUAACGUAAUAAUCCAGUAUCAUUUGUAUUACAAAUACGGUACCAUACAUGGAAGUCAUUUAUUUCCUGAUAUUAUCAGGAAAUAAAUGACUACAAAAGGAUCCAUGCAAUGAAUUUCUCUCUUUAGAUACUUUUGUGCUUCUUUAUACUGUUUUCUUCUUCAAUGUAUGGAAACUGUUUGACAUCCUUUUGGGGUUAAGUUCAUUAAGAGGGGCACCUUUUCAAAACAUAUGGAAUUAUCCAAUUUGAGGGUGCAGUGGCGGUGAUAUUGAUCAGGAAAGGCACUGCUCAGUUUAAACAUUCAGUAUUUCUGCUGAAAUGUGAAUCCAACAUAUGCUCAUAGUAAUUAGCUCAUAGAAAACAAUUUUGAGAAAGGGUUACGUGAUACACUACGUGUACAACGUGUAGCUCUAUAUUGCCAUGGACUUGCACAAGAAAUCCUCAAAGAAAAGGAAAUUUGUAGAACUCAAAAAUUCUCGCAGAUAUUUGUGCACAAAAUCAAUGCAUUAACAUUGGUACAUCUACCCAGGAUGACAUCACAGUUUUCCUCAUGAAUAUGGAAAUUCAGAGCAAAAUAAGAAAAAAGGUAGCAAAAUACCUGUUGAACAAAAGAAUUGGAAAACAAGGCUAAUUGAAACCCACAUGUUUAAAGUGCUGUAGUAUACAUAUUAUAUUGCAUGACCCUUAAACACAUUGACUGCUGCGCAUAAUUCCAAAGGGGCGUUCUCAUUUGCCAAGCGUUGGCCGCAUGCGCUCAUAGUUAAUAAAUAGGUACACCAUUCUUUUUGAACACGAGCACGUCCUCGACGCUGCCAGCAGUGUAUUUGUUGUUACUCGGCGAUGCCAGUGUAUUCAAUUUACAUUACAAUGCUUUUCACUUCCUACAAAUAUAUUUGUAGUGGCAGGAUCCGGUACACCUGUUGCUACGAGUAUACUCUCAAUGUUAAAUCACAAAGCAAUAGUACAGUUAGAGCUUUGGAGGGACUAAUAAGCUGGUUGGCUUUUGGUACAGUAGAGCAUGGACUACAGGGUUUAAGUCAGUAAGGUUUGCAGUCUGCAAUCAUCAAUGUUUCAUUUUGUUUGUCAAUCCCAUGUUAGUUUAUCUGAUCACUUCACAGCAUAUCAUUUCAGUACUUGUAACUCUCAUUUUAAAAUUUCUCUUGUAUCCUAGGCUUUGUUUCUGUGGCUGAGGCCAGGUUUGGAUUGAUUUUUUAAACCUGUCUUGGUUAAGUUUUAACCUCUUGAAGUCUUCUUUUUUAAAAAAAAAAUUUUAAUCAAGAUGAUCUAUUAGUUUUUAGAAAAACCACACUGUUCUAUGUUUGAGAGUGUACAUGUAUUCAGUGAUAAAAAUGUCUUGAAUUAAUGCCAUUCUAUUUCUUUUUGGUGGCGGAAUGUUGAUAAUUUGACAUGAAGAUGUGGCCGUUGUACCUGCAUUUAUAUUAUCUGAAGGGAAUUCAGUUGUUUCUACAUGAUAAAAAAAAUUUAAUUCCAAUAUUUCUUAGCAUGUGUAUUUGUGAAAACAAUACCUCCAUUAGCAUGUUUUGGCAAUAGAUUUUAUCAGCACCAUUUAAUCAUUUCAGUACCAUUAGUUGUAAUCACGAUUUAUUUUUAGCCUCACACCACACACCGACUGCAAUGAAAGGAUGCCAACAGGAAACAGGAAAAGUAUGGUAAAUUGAGAUUAUGAAAAUUGAGUUCAUAUUUAAUAGGCACAAUGUGCUACAUAACAUACUACACAGUCAAGCAAAAUUAUGCAACUUAUGCUACUGUUGUCCAUACUAACUGCACUGUUGAUUAAUUACAUGCAAGACGUACCACGAUUAUCUGA
This is a messenger RNA of Acanthaster planci (crown-of-thorns starfish), 4564 nucleotides long. RefSeq names its product transmembrane and ubiquitin-like domain-containing protein 1. Gene Ontology annotation, molecular function: protein binding. Lineage: Eukaryota; Metazoa; Echinodermata; Asteroidea; Valvatida; Acanthasteridae. The record is from RefSeq and is a predicted model, not a curated record. Gene Ontology annotation, biological process: ERAD pathway.